UUUCUUCAGAAUCCAGUGCGAAUAAAGCGUGCGAGAAUACGCCAUCGCCUCGCUUGUUCUCCCCCCUUUUCUUCUCGUUUCUGAGCGACGAAUUGACGAGGCAGGUCCCCGCUCAAUCCAAUCUCCGGUUCUUCCGUCGAUUGAGCCCGGCUGCCUCUCUCCAUCGAGCUGCUAGAUUCCUUUUGUUCAUCGUCGCGGUUGUAUCCGGUUUCCGAUCGCGCUCGGAUGGAGCCUCGCGUGGCGAACAAAUUCCGCCUCGGCCGAAAGAUAGGGAGCGGGUCCUUCGGCGAGAUUUAUUUAGGAACAAAUAUCCAAACGAACGAAGAAGUUGCCAUUAAACUUGAAAAUGUUAAGACGAAGCAUCCACAGUUGAUAUAUGAAUCAAAGCUAUACAAGAUUCUACAGGGAGGAACUGGAAUUCCAAAUGUUCGAUGGUAUGGUGUUGAGGGUGACUACAAUGUUCUGGUGAUGGAUUUACUAGGACCUAGUCUUGAAGAUUUGUUCAACUUUUGUAACAGAAAAUUCUCGUUAAAGACGGUGUUAAUGCUUGCAGACCAGAUGAUAAAUAGAGUGGAGUUUGUUCAUUCAAAAUAUUUUCUACAUCGAGAUAUCAAGCCAGAUAAUUUUCUGAUGGGUCUUGGGAGACGAGCUAAUCAAGUUUAUAUUAUUGAUUUUGGACUUGCCAAGAAGUAUAGAGAUAGUUCUACUCAUCAGCAUAUUCCUUAUAGAGAGAAUAAGAACCUGACUGGAACAGCAAGGUAUGCAAGUGUUAACACACAUCUUGGCAUAGAGCAAAGCAGGAGAGAUGAUUUGGAAUCUCUUGGAUAUGUUCUUAUGUACUUCUUAAGGGGAAGUCUUCCAUGGCAAGGUCUGAAAGCUGGAACCAAGAAACAAAAGUAUGAAAAGAUUAGUGAAAGAAAAGUUGCCACAUCCAUUGAGGCUUUAUGUCGGGGUUAUCCUUCAGAGUUUGCAUCAUAUUUCCACUAUUGUCGUUCGCUACGUUUUGAUGAUAAGCCAGAUUAUGCAUACCUUAAGAGAUUGUUCAGGGACCUCUUCAUCCGAGAAGGAUUUCAGUUUGAUUAUGUUUUUGAUUGGACAAUUUUGAAGUACCAACAAUCACAGAGUGCUAAUGCUCCUUCACGAGCUAUUGGACCAGGUGUGGGACCUAGUUCUGGCUUGGCUCAUGCUACUACAAAUGAUAGACAGCCUGGUGGUGAAGAAGCAAGGACAAGUGGUUGGGCAACAUUGGACCCCACUUAUCGCCCAAGAGUUCCACCUCCAGCUGUGCAUCCUGGGAACUUGACCAAGCAGAAGGCUCCUGUUGGUCAUGAUUCACCUGCAAACAAAGAAGCUGUUUUUUCCAGUUCAACUUUUUUGGGUCAAUCAAGCGGAUCUUCAAGGCGAGCUGUUGUUUCUAGCAGCCGAGAAAUAGGCUCUGAGGCUGAUCAAUCACGAACUCGUACUACGGAGGCCAGUCCUGGGACCUUCCGUAAAAUUUCAAGUUCCCAAAGAAGCUCCCCGUUUAGUUCUGCAGAACCCAGACACUCUUCCCAGGUAAGGAACCAACCAAACUUGAAGAACUUCGAGUCCACUCUCAGAGGGAUCGAGGGCCUUAGUUUUGACGACGAGGAGCGGAUCCAGUAUUAGCCUUGCCAAGAAAGCUUCACGCCGCGGUCUCUUAUCUUUGUAAAAUUUUUAGAACACAAGGAUUGCAGCAGCCUUCACCUGAUCUGGUAUAUUACUCUGGAUAACUGGAUUUGAGAAAUUUUCUUUCACAGACAGUAGAUUGAUGGUGGGUCUGAGGAGCUGUCACUGUUUGUAAAUUUAUUUAGAAGUUGCCAUCUCUCCUCCGCUUUUAUAACUGUGUAUUGUUUGUUUAUUUCUGCUUCUGCUGUAAAAGGUUGGCUGGCUACCAGCCUUCCAGUAUUAUUGGAUAACAAACCAUUCAUCAUGGCUUCUAUUAAGUUCACUAAUUAAAUGUUCAUCAUGGCU
Molecule: messenger RNA, 1992 nt
Organism: Zingiber officinale
Lineage: Eukaryota; Viridiplantae; Streptophyta; Magnoliopsida; Zingiberales; Zingiberaceae
Product: casein kinase 1-like protein 2
Exons: 15
Coding region: 226-1647 (473 amino acids)
Biological process (GO): endocytosis; peptidyl-serine phosphorylation; signal transduction
Cellular component (GO): cytoplasm; nucleus
Molecular function (GO): protein serine/threonine kinase activity; ATP binding
Source: RefSeq, a predicted model, not a curated record